Dipodomys spectabilis (banner-tailed kangaroo rat) is the source of this 2374-nucleotide messenger RNA. It is a transcript of the gene Actr2, whose product is annotated as actin related protein 2. Gene Ontology annotation, cellular component: Arp2/3 protein complex; actin cortical patch. Gene Ontology annotation, biological process: Arp2/3 complex-mediated actin nucleation. The record is from RefSeq and is a predicted model, not a curated record. The transcript has 9 exons. NCBI's taxonomy places the organism in Eukaryota, Metazoa, Chordata, Mammalia, Rodentia, Heteromyidae. The coding region runs from base 103 to 1287 and encodes 394 amino acids. Gene Ontology annotation, molecular function: actin filament binding.
GGGCCUCGAAGAAGGAGGAGGAGGAGGAGGAAGAGGUUCGAGCCGGGCGGUGGCAGCGGUAGUGGGCUGUGCGGACCGAAGCGGCUCUCCUCAGGGCGGACGAUGGACAGCCAGGGCAGGAAGGUGGUGGUGUGCGACAACGGCACCGGGUUCGUGAAGUGUGGAUAUGCAGGCUCUAACUUUCCAGAACACAUCUUCCCAGCUUUGGUUGGAAGACCUAUUAUCAGAUCAACCACCAAAGUGGGAAAUAUUGAAAUCAAGGAUCUUAUGGUUGGUGAUGAAGCAAGUGAAUUACGUUCAAUGUUAGAAGUUAACUACCCAAUGGAGAAUGGUAUAGUACGAAACUGGGACGACAUGAAACACCUGUGGGACUAUACAUUUGGACCAGAGAAGCUGAACAUAGAUACUAGAAAUUGCAAAAUUUUACUCACUGAACCUCCUAUGAACCCAACCAAAAACAGAGAGAAGAUUGUGGAGGUAAUGUUUGAAACUUACCAGUUUUCUGGUGUGUAUGUAGCCAUCCAGGCAGUUCUGACUUUGUAUGCCCAAGGUUUGCUGACAGGUGUAGUAGUGGACUCUGGAGAUGGUGUAACUCACAUUUGCCCAGUGUAUGAAGGCUUUUCUCUUCCUCAUCUUACCAGGAGACUGGAUAUUGCUGGGAGGGAUAUUACCAGAUAUCUUAUCAAGCUGCUUCUGUUGCGAGGCUAUGCAUUCAACCAUUCUGCUGAUUUUGAAACGGUUCGCAUGAUUAAAGAAAAACUGUGUUAUGUGGGAUACAAUAUUGAACAAGAACAGAAACUGGCCUUAGAAACUACAGUAUUAGUUGAAUCUUACACACUUCCAGAUGGACGCAUUAUUAAAGUUGGAGGAGAGAGAUUUGAAGCACCAGAAGCUUUAUUUCAGCCUCAUUUGAUCAAUGUUGAGGGAGUUGGUGUUGCUGAAUUGCUUUUUAACACAAUCCAGGCGGCUGACAUUGACACCAGAUCUGAAUUCUAUAAGCACAUAGUGCUUUCUGGAGGAUCUACUAUGUAUCCUGGUUUGCCAUCACGCUUGGAGCGAGAACUCAAACAACUUUACUUAGAACGAGUUUUAAAGGGAGAUGUGGAAAAACUUUCUAAAUUUAAGAUCCGAAUUGAAGACCCACCUCGCAGAAAGCACAUGGUGUUCCUGGGAGGUGCGGUCCUUGCAGAUAUCAUGAAAGACAAAGACAACUUUUGGAUGACCCGACAAGAGUACCAAGAGAAGGGCGUCCGUGUGCUGGAGAAGCUCGGUGUGACCGUUCGAUAAACUGCACCACUCCGGAUUCCCAUCACAUCUCUAAAUGCUUUCUUUUUUCCUUUAUUGCCAAUCUUUGAACUCAUUCAGCUCCAGGAUGUGGAAGAAGCUUCUUGUGCCCUUUGACUUGAAAGGUCAAGUUUUAUUCUGGGGUAUUGGGAAAGCGUUGUUAACUUUUUUGUUAAUGUGGGUAAAUCUGGCUGUUUAAUGCAACCAGAGGGCAAAGGGUCCUGUCUGGAGCUUUGUUUCUUCUCAUAAGCAUUUAGAUCACUCCUGUAGACUUCCUAUUUUCACUUUACUGCUCUAAUGCUGCUAGUUUUAGUCUUUAGCCCUGUAGGUGGUAUGCCUUUAUUAGCAUAAGAAAAACUUCGACCAGAGCUUUUACUAUUACUGGUGGGGGGUGGGGGGUGGGCAACCCUGAACUCUUCAGGGCAUUUUCUCUGUUGUGUGGCUUUCUACAGUUACAAACGCCAAGCUUCUCCUGUUAACAUCUUAGGGAAAUACUAAGUUCAGAACUAAAAUGUUUUGGGUGGUUUUUUAUGUGGUGGAAGGAAUGGGUGGUCUUUUGAUUGUGAUUUUUUUGAGAUUUUUUUUUUUCUCCACGGUACAGAAGAUAAACCUUAUUUACUGUACUUUGAUUUGGCCGGUUUUAUUUUGGUCUGCCGGGAACUAUUUCCAUAUGAUUAAAAAAAAAAGAAAGCCUAAUGUUCUAUUACCAUGUUGCUAAGGGAUUUAUUUUUAUUUAUAAAAUGGACCAUAUCAGCUGGAAUUAGACUCUCUAGAAUCUAUCAAUGGAAAAAGUAACAUUUUAAAAAAUGCUUUGUUAAUUCAAAUUACACGGGUUUUUUUAAGUGUGUAAAAACUGGUUAUCUCUAAAUGGUUUAUUUAUUUCAUAAGCAUUAAGGUAACCCAGUGCCAAGUAUCAUUCUUACAAUAUUUUCUAUAUGACUGACCAGUGCUUAUUUAAUAAAACAAAGAAAUACAUAAUACAUAUAAACAAUUACUGGUAGGUUUAAAAAUUGUUGGGCUAAAAAACAAUAGCAUUGGAAUAAAGUACUUGUUUCCAGUUAAGUAAAAUUUGAUGGCUUAAAAUGUUGGC